This is a messenger RNA of Funneliformis mosseae, 1374 nucleotides long. The record is from the annotation of a GenBank genome assembly. Lineage: Eukaryota; Fungi; Glomeromycota; Glomeromycetes; Glomerales; Glomeraceae.
AUGCCCAGAAUCAACAGUUAUUUAUCCGUUAGUAAGCUUACUGUUGUACUUCAAUACCGACAAAUAUCAUAUUUACCAACGGAAUACGGAGCGCAGAUUACUUCAAAACAAACCGAUAUCUUAAUUGAAUAUCUUGAAAGAAACCCAAAUUUAGAAUUAGAUUUUUCUAAUAAUUACGGAUACAUGGAAUACCAUCCAUUUGCUGUAACUCCUUCUGUAUUUUCUAGUUGGGGUUUAUCUCAAGAGUUUGAUAUCAAGCCCGAGGUUUGCGCACCUGGAGGAUCAAUUCUUUCGGCUUUUCCGGUUAAUAUAGGUACUUAUACGAUAAAUAGUGGUACAAGUCUAGCUGCACCGUAUAUGACAGGCGUAGCAGCAUUAUAUUUUGAAAUGUUCGGAAAAGCAAAGUCUCCCGAACAAUUAAAAACCGCAUUCAUGAAUUAUGCCGUCCCUCUUGAAAAUCGUGAUAGAUUAUUAGCUUCGGUACUUCAUCAAGGCGCUGGACUUAUUGACGCUUUUAAUACAAUGAUAGCAACCAGUUUUGUUUACCCACCAAAAAUUAAUUUGAAUGACACUGUCCAUUUUAAUGGAUAUCACAAAUUAACUGUUUACAAUGGUGGUAGAAGAGAGAUGAAAUAUAUAUUGUCGCAUUUGCCAGCCCCAAGUGUUGAUGGAUAUAAUAAAACACUUAGUAGUAAAUUUAAUGAGUUGGAAUUUUUUACACGUCAACAUGCUAAAGUUCAGUUUGAUGAUGAUCAAAUUAUCGUACCACCUCGAUCUAGCGUUGAAAUUUCCAUAAAUUUUGCCCCACCAAAUGAGCUACCUAAAGAUGGACAUUGGUUUUAUAGUGGGUGGGUAGUAAUAACUCCUUUGGAUGAGAAGAUGCUUGCAAUGACCGUUCCUUAUGCUGGAUUGGCUGAUGAUGCAAAGUCACUUCCAUUAUUUCAAACACCUGAAUUUCCUAAACUUGCUGAUUUGACUGACAAUUUCAUCACAAAUGAUGAUGCAAUUAAAUCAUUUUCUUUUAACAUAAGUAUUAAAUUACUAAUUGAUCAACCAUCCGUGCAUCUAUAUCUUGCAACUCCGACACAAAUGAUUUUUACCGAAAUACUUGACGCAAAUCAAGAGUUUUUAGGAUGGGUUAAAGAAUUUAGUGGAAUUAAAAUUGUAAAAAAUCCGAUAGAAAAAUCGAAUAAUAUAGUUUCAUGGAAUGGAAUAAUUUAUGAUCUAAACGAUACAGGUACACUUGCUUCUAAUGGAGAAUACUUUAUUAGGAUUAAGGCUUUAAAAAGUUUUGGUGCUAGUAAUAACGAGGAGGAUUAUGAAUCUUGGAUUAGUCCCAAAUUUAGAGUUGAGAGGCCGGCUUUUGCCAUUUAA